Messenger RNA from Anas platyrhynchos (mallard), 3232 nucleotides. RefSeq names its product negative regulator of reactive oxygen species (gene NRROS). The record is from RefSeq and is a predicted model, not a curated record. Gene Ontology annotation, molecular function: protein binding. Lineage: Eukaryota; Metazoa; Chordata; Aves; Anseriformes; Anatidae.
GAGCAUUAUCAGAACCACCCGGCUGCAGGAUGUGGGGAAAGUGUGAAAACAAGGGUGCUGCCAGAGACCUGCGUGCGGAGCCGGGCUGCAGGGAGUGGCCCCGGUGUGUGACCGCUUUCUGAAAAGGGCGGUGUGGUGUGGGGGGCUCGGCUUCGGACGGCCAAAUUCACUGACACGGGAUGAGGCACGAGAUAAAACCCGGUUUUCUCUCCCUGGGCCACCAAGGAGCUGGCAGAGAAGGCUGCUUCGACCCUUGGGGCACCACCUGACUUGGUGGCACUGCGUGGAUGUCAUCGAAAGUGUUCCCGGGAGCCUCUGGAUCAGCGGGGAACGGUGUAUGGCCACAGGUGAGGAUGCUCAGUGUUAAGGUUUCCCAGCCCUGGGGGGAAUCUCCUCCAGCUCCUGCCUUUCUGCCUGUCAGGAGAGCCGCUGCUGAGAUGGAGGCCCUGCUGCCCGGUCUCUCCCUGCUUCUGGUCCUGCUGGCAGCGGGAUGGGGAAAUGGGGUGGGCGCAGCCUGGGCGAUGUCUCCUGGUGGCUGCAAGCACGUGCAGAGCACUGCAGACUGCACUGGGAGGUGGCUGAGCUCUGUUCCAGGAAAUCUUCAAGGUGAUAUCGAAGAGCUGUUGCUCAAUGACAACACUAUCCGGGUCCUGGGCCAUGCCUCUCUGCUCCCAUACCCCCAGCUGAAGCAUCUCAGCUUGUCCAAGAACCGGCUAAACCUCAUCGAGCCUGGCACCUUCCUGGGCAGCCAAGGCCUCCACGUGCUCUCCUUGGCAGACAACCUCCUCUUCACCAACUACUCGCAGACAGCAGCUGCUCUUUCUGCUUUGCCAGCCUUGCGGAUACUUGAUCUAUCUGGAAACUGCCUCACUGAGGACAUGUUAUCAGUUUUGCUCCUGAAUCUGCCAUCCUUGGAGUCCUUGUCAGUGGCCAGGAACGCUAUCAUGAGGCUGGACUCGUCUGUCUUCACCAACUUGACGCAGCUUUUGGAGCUGAACCUGGAGAAGAACUACAUCUUUGAGAUCGACCAAGCUUUUGAAGGGCUGCAGAAGCUGCAGAGGCUCAACAUAGCUUAUAACUACAUGCCAUGCGUAGUGGACUUCGGCCUGACCCAGCUCAAGGUGCUCAAUGUCAGCCACAACAUUAUUGAGUGGUUUCUGGCCUUUGAAAGUGACGAUCUCUUUGAACUGGAGGUGCUGGACCUGUCCCACAACCGGCUCCUGUUUUUCCCUGUGCUGCCCCGGCAGAGUAAGCUGCACUCCUUGCUGCUGAAGGACAACGAGAUGACCUUCUACCAGCGUCUCCCCAACGGCACUUCCCUCGCAGAUGUCACCGUGCAGUUCCUGAUCAUUGACGGCAACUCCACCAACAUCACCACGGUCAACCUCUGGGACGAGGUCUGCUACAGCAACCUCUCCUCCCUGCGCCUCCUGGACAUGAGCCAGAACCAGUUCUGGUACCUGCCGGAGGGUUUCCUGGCCAAGAUGCCCUCCCUGACCCACCUGAAGCUCAACCAGAACUGCCUGGAGACGUUCCAGCUGUCAGAGGAGGACCCCUUGGCCAUGCUGACGGACCUUGACCUGAGCCAGAACCAGCUGGUGGAGCUGCAGGUGGGUGCCGGGGCCACCCUGCCCAGCCUGCAGCUCUUCAACCUCAGCACCAACAGGCUGCGGGUGCUCCCCGCUGAAGUCUUCACCUACACCAGGAAGAUCACUACAGUUGACCUCAGCCGCAACCGGCUUGACCUGUGUCCCCAGCCGGCUCUUGCAAGCGAGGUGGAGAGUCCUCCCUGCGUGGACAUCAGGGGCAUCGAGACCUUGAGCCGCCUCUACUUGGCCGGCUGCGGUUUGCAGGGACUGGCCGGCCAGCCCUUCCGAGGGACAUCGCUGACACACCUGGACCUCUCUGACAACCAGCAGGCCCUGUCCGGGGACCCGGGGUGGCUUCAAGACCUUACUGCCACUCUACGGGUUUUGUCCCUCCGCAACACCAGCCUCUCCUCCGCUGUGGUGGACUUCUCCACCCUGCAGAGCCUCGCGGCCUUGGACUUGUCAGGGAACUCACUGAGUGCUCUCCCCGCGUCGCUGAGCGCCGUCAAGCUGCGCAGCCUGGACCUCCGGGACAACUGCCUCCCGGCUCUGCCCGCGGACGUGGCGCGGACGCCCCUGGCGAGGAGCCUGCAGGAGCUCUACCUCAGCCGCAACCCCUACAACUGCUGCACGCUGGGCUGGUGGGAGUCCCUGCAGCGCGUGGAGCAGCUGCGCGUCCCCGACGGGCGCGAGCUGACCUGCAGCUAUGACUCCAGGACGCUGAGCGCCCGGGCGCUGCCCGAGACUGUCCUGCGGGCCUGCCGCUGGAAGGUGGCCAACAUGGCCCUCCUCUACCUGGUGCUCGCCCUGCCCACCUGCCUGACGCUCCUAGUGGCCUUCGCUGUGGUCUUCCUCAUGCUCAAGCAGAAGCUGCUAAAAAUGUUGAAGAGCCGGUGCGGGGCAUCCAGCCCUUACUGAUGGGUGGGGGUGAGGAGGAGAAAGGGCCAGUGGCACUUGGGAUGGUGAGCGUAGGCAAGACUUCGGACAUGAGACGGAGUGGCUGAGAAGCAGCCUUUUGGUGCUGCUGCUCUGGGCACGUCCUUGCCCCAGGUGACCCAGCAGGGAAGUGUUUUCCUCCAUACAGGGUGGUUGCUUUUAUUUAUUCACCCUGCCACAGCUGCCCUCCACAUAUGCCCAUAGGACGUGCCCAGGGGCCAAUGCACCACCCUGGCAUGUGGCUGCAUGGUGCUGGCACUGCUGAAGCCUCUAGUCGACUCCUGGUGUGAGCUGUGAAACCCCAAAGCCACCCUGGUGCUUGGGAACUUCCAUGGUGAACAUUUUGCAUUUGUGGGUUCUGGAGGGCAAGGGUUGAAAUCUCUGUGUAGAAGGUGAAAGAAGUAAGAGCAAGAGCUCUGGCUUGCUGGAUUUGUCACUGAAACUUCAGCCUGGAUGUCUCUGCGGGAUAUAUCACUAAGAAAAAAAGGAUUGAAACAGUGAUGGUGCCCCGAGCAGAACAGUCCCCAUCCCCAUCCCCACCCCACGCUGCCCUGCAUGGCAGUGAGACGAGGCGGUGUCAGCGGGGCAUUUUGGUGCAUUGCUGCUUGGAUCCUGUCUAAAAGAGCCCCUUGGAAAGAACCUCAAGUUGCAACAAUGCAAAAUAUUGACCAAAAGACACGAGAAUAAAUUAUAUUGCUGGUACUGUU